Molecule: messenger RNA, 915 nt
Organism: Macrosiphum euphorbiae (potato aphid)
Lineage: Eukaryota; Metazoa; Arthropoda; Insecta; Hemiptera; Aphididae
Source: the annotation of a GenBank genome assembly
AUGUUCCGGAACAACCGGGUGAAACACAUCGGUUGGUUCGUUUACGAAUCGUUCGCGAGGACUAUUGGAUACCGUCAGCCCCGUCGUUUAGCUGUCAAGCCAAACAUCCGACUACCGGUGGCGUUGAGCCUGGCCCUUCCUUUCUUUAGCAGUAAAAAGACAAGCUUGACCAAAGUCAACGAACACGAUUUAGAAGUUGAUGACGACAAACUAGUCUUGCAACAAAAACUUAUUGAAGCUGAUCAGCUCUUUCUGGCAAACAAGUAUGAGGACGUAGUACGUUUACUUGUAGACUAUAAGGACAAAAAUGAUGUACAAGUACUAUGGCGUUUGAGCAAAGCUGAGUACAAUAUGAGUUUAGAUGAAAACAUUAGCAAGGAGAAAAAAAAAUCUUUGAUAUCAUCAGCACAUGAAUGUAUUAUUAAAGCAUUAAGUAUUGAUUCAAAUAUAUCUGAAGUUCACAAAUGGGCUGCUGUCUUAAUCGAUGCAUACAGUAAUAUCAAUUUAGGGAUCAAAGAACAAGUACUUAAAUUGGAAACUGUAAAAUUUCAUUUGCAAAUGGCAUUGGAACUUAACCCGAAAGAUCCAUUUUCACAAUACAUGAUUGGUUAUUGGUGUUACAAUCUUGCUGAUAUCUCUUGGUUUCGGAGAAAGCUUGGAUCAAUUAUAUUUGGCACUGAUAUUCCUGAGUCGACAUAUGAAGAAGCAUUAGAAUAUUUUAGACAAGCUGAAUCAAUUCAACCUAAGUUUUACUGCAAAAAUCUCCUUAUGUUAGGCAAAACGUUUUUGAAGAUGGACAACAAGUUUAGCGCCGAGUAUUAUCUGAAAUUAGUCACCCAAUACCCUGUUAAAACUGUCGAAGACCAUCAGGCCAAAAUUGAAGCAGAAAAAAUCCUCAAAUCAUCGUUUGGGUAA